UAGGAGCGGAGACUAUUUAGUCCCACCUGCGAAUUUCCUUGUCAGUCUCCCACAGCGCGUCCGCGGAACAUGUUCGUGUCUGCUGGACUAUCGUAAAUUCACCGAAGAAUGAAUAGAUUCCCAGUUGUCAUUUCUGUUUUGAUUGGUUUGUUUGCAUCCACUGCCUCAUUUCCUUGGGCUGACCUCGACUUGCCUAUCAGGACCCAGCGGGAAGUCCGCUGCAGAGAUGAGGAGUACCGCAGCGGCAACAUCUGCUGCUUAAACUGCCCAGCUGGUACCCAUCGGAAGUCGGCCUGCACUACGCCAGGUGAAAAGGGGCAGUGCGAGGAAUGUGAAGAUGGAACACACACUCAGCAUGCCAAUCACCUCACACAAUGUAUCCCAUGCACCCUGUGUCAUUCAGAUCAGGUGAUUUUCCGGCCUUGCAGUCACACCCAAGACGCUGAAUGUCACUGCAAAGCAGGACUAUUCUGUGACCCUGACCAAGCAUGUGAGACGUGCAUAAAGUGUUCAAGGUGCGAGAAGGAUGAAGAGGUUGUUCGUAACUGCACUGCUACCUCCAACACGGAGUGCAAGAAAAUACCAACGCAGUCAAACUCUUCCUCAGGUAUCGUGGAAGCCAUUGCCAUAAUUGUAAGUGUGUUGGUCGUGUUAGGAAUUGUCGGUGCACUCAUUUUCUGCUGUAUGAAGAAACGAGCAAGAGGUUCUGUUGGAAAUGAGUCGAAAGUAGAGCUGCACGUGCAAGAGGGGAGAAAUGAACAAACCCAAAGGGGAUGCUCUGGUCUCAUCUUUGCUCAGUCACUGGUGAGAGUUCAAAGCGCAUCCGCUACGGUGGAUGAGUGUCAAGCGCUGUGUGAAAGCCGCAACAGCUCUGCCAGCAGCUCCCAACAAAAUCUAACCAGCCUGCCCCCUGCCCUUGCCACCCUUGCCGCCCCUGCCCAACGAGCCUAUCAGCCCGAUUUGAGGGAGGAUGAGCCUUUUCCCGAACUGAUUCCUGUAAAUGGUGUAGACUCUCUCAGGAAGUGUUUCGAGUAUUUUGAGGAAGUGGAUAUCGACUUCUACAAUAGGUUCUUCCGUCAACUUGACCUACACGGCAAUGUGAUCAGAAGCAAAGAUCAACUUCCCUACGAAGACAGGAUUCACGAGUUACUGAACGUUUGGGUUGAGAAGGAGGGCAAAGACGCAAGUUUAAAUGACCUGCUAAAAGCAUUGCUUAAGUUUGAUCAAAGACGAACAGCUGAGACAAUCAAGGAAAAAGCCCUGGAAAAUGGUCAUUAUGUUUUAGCAAGCAAGUCAUUUUAACUUGUUUGAAGUUACUCCGCAUCCGUCUGAUUGUAUUAUAUUAGAUGUGAUGUAUAGUUUUGUGCACUUGACUGCAUUGUAACUGAAGUUGUAUGUCUUGUAAGCCUUUGAAGACAUGCACAGGUAUAGUUAUCCUGUACAGUACUGAUUGGCACUGCAGUCUUUUCUGCUGGUUUGAUCACACUGAGCAACAGAACAAAUAUGCGUGGAGUGGCGUGAAUGCAUUUCAGCUGCAACUUGUACUCAAAUGUCUGUUGAAAGUUUUUCAAUGAACUAUCACAAGUAUUUUGUUCAUUUUGUAUCAUGACUGUGACAUUGACUUUUAGAUGCCUCAACUUUUGGGGCCAGUCAAAUGAACACGUGGUCACUGGAUUAAGUUGCAAGAGGGAAUUUUUUUUAAAUGUCCUUUCUUGUGAGUUUUAUGGGAAGUGGACAAAGUUUUACAAUGGCUUUUGUCUCAUAAAACCUUGGCUUCAAUUACUGCUAGUGAUGGACAAAGGUGAAAUUACAUGUAUGCAUCAUGGCCGUUUCACCGAAUUGUGUCCGUUACUCCAGUCACCUGAAACACACCUGAUUGAUCAAGUUUUGCGAAUGCCCGAUAAUGAAUCUGGUGAUUUGUAUCGAUGUGUUGCAGUCUUGAGGACCCGACUUCAAAAUUCCACAAGCAAAGAAUGUGGCUUGCUUUUUGGUCAGUAUUUUGACUUUGAAUAUGAAAUGUUGCCUAUUUUAACUUGUUCGUUGAGUUUAGAGCACAUAUUCAUACUCAAUGGAUGAAGGAGGGAAGUUUCUCAAUGGGCACUGUGAAGACUUUUGUGAAGCUGCUUUAUGUAGUUUUUUUGAAGGUGUGUUAAUGACUAACCCUUUCCUACAAUUGUUAAAUGUUUUUAAGGGCUUUCAGUGUCAGGAUAAAAUGUUAAGUUAUAUCAUGCUGCUAUGUAUGUUGUACGUACAAUAUCUCUCGGACAGUCGUACUCUCCGAGUGACCGCCGCCGAUGAUGAUGAUCUCUAGAGUUUGAUGAAAUUGCACAUUUAAAGUUAUUCUAUUUAUGCAAAGUCCAGACUCGGUGUUAGCUUCAUUUUAAAAUAUUGUUUGAAGCUUUUGAAAUAGUUCUCCAUUAUUGGAUUGUAAUUGUUUCAUAUUUAUAACUCUCUUGUUUUAUUUUCAAGAGCUGUUGUUGAAAUGGGCCAAUGUGUUUGGCUCAAUAAAGAUGUUUAUAACUCUCUUGUUUUAUUUUCAAGAGCUGUUGUUGAAAUGGGCCAAUGUGUUUGGCUCAAUAAAGAUGUUUAUAAAAUUGUACAAUAGACUGAUUUUUUUUUUUUUUUUUUUUUAGAGCUCGGAAAUCACCACAAAAAAAAUUAACUUGCUUUCUGAAUAUGACUAAUUGUGUCAAUAGAUAUAUUGGAUAUUUGAUCUUUGGCUUUAGGUACUGUUUUGUUUUCUGAUCAUACCGAUAAUUAUUAACUGGGGUGUGCCUUAAAAAUGAAUCUUUAACCAAGUGACUCAACCGGGGUUGGGCAUAUUGUUCUUCUCCCUGUGCAGCACUCCCUUGACAGGGCUCGUGCUUAUUUGUUAAACGGGUCUUUUGGUAUUUCCCUUGAUGUAAGCAUUGGUUUAUGGGCAUGUAUAACGAUGACUAACUGAUUGACUAUGUCUCAAGUACGCAAAUGUUUUGUUUUUCAAGCAUUUACCUGAAAUACAUUAAUUUUCUUUUUCCAAUAAAAUAUGUGCCAAUUACA
Messenger RNA from Syngnathus acus (greater pipefish), 3039 nucleotides. It is a transcript of the gene hdr, whose product is annotated as hematopoietic death receptor. The transcript is spliced from 10 exons. Gene Ontology annotation, molecular function: protein binding. Gene Ontology annotation, cellular component: plasma membrane; cell surface. The record is from RefSeq and is a predicted model, not a curated record. Gene Ontology annotation, biological process: positive regulation of apoptotic process; TRAIL-activated apoptotic signaling pathway. Bases 109 to 1302 code for a protein of 397 amino acids. NCBI's taxonomy places the organism in Eukaryota, Metazoa, Chordata, Actinopteri, Syngnathiformes, Syngnathidae.